UCACCUUUCCUUAUUGCAGUCAACUUAUAAACAUGAGCUGGGCCCCAUUUCAUGGCAUCCUGUGUACUUCUCAACUUUGCUGGGUCACCGCUCAGCAGAAGCAGUGCCAUACCACCCAUAGUCAUCAGCCUGGCAUGUCUUGAGUUCUUCAUCCAAAGGAUUUGGGCACAAGUGGGUGGUCCUCCUGUGCUGUGCUCCUCCCUGUCUGCCUGGCCAAGCCCAGUGGUUCCUCAAGGACAAUGUGUGACUCUUCAGUGUCACUCUCAUUGCAGGUUUGGCAUGUUCAGACUAUACAAGGUCACUGGUGCCCUCAUUCCUGAACUCCACAGCAUAAUGUUGCAGGACAGCUUCCUCGCUGGCCCUGUAACCCCAGCACAUGCAGGAACUUAAAGAUGUCAUGGAUCCUACCUUGGCUCCUCCUCUGUGUGGUCACCACCCAGUGACCCCCUGUUGAUUGUGGUCACAGGAGUCUACAGAAAACUUUCCCUCUCAGCUCAGCCAGGUCCCCUGGUGAAAUCAGAAGGGAACAUGACCUUGCAUUGUUGCUCAGAGAUCCAGUUUGAAAGCUUUGUUCUUCACAGUGAGGAGCUAUCCAAGGCCCCUUGGCACCUUCCUGGGCAGUCCCAUCGUGAGGGUUCCCAUGCUAGCUUCAUCAUGGGUCCUGUGACAGCUGCCCAUGCAGGGACCUACAGGUGCUUCGGUUUUCUGAAUCACUCCUUCUAUGAGUGGUCUACCCCCAGCGACCUCCUGGACAUCAUGAUCACAGGUCUACAUAAGAAACUUUCUCUCUGGGCCCAGCUGGGUGCUGUGCUGAGUUCAGGAGAGAACAUGACCCUGUUCUGCUGCUCAGAGAGCAACUUUGAUGUGUACCAUCUACCCAGGGACGGGCAGCUCCGUGGGCACCAGCUGGCUGAGGGGCAGAGGCACGAUGGUGCAUCCUGGGCCCACUUCCUUCUGGGUCCCGCAAAACCAGCCCUGGGUGGGACCUACAUAUGCCAUGGCUCUUUCAACUCCUCUCCCUGUGAAUGGUCAGGCCCAAGUGACCCACUGUACCUUUCUGUCACAGGAAACCUGUCAAGUAGUUGCCUUCCAUACAGAGAACCAAACUCCAAAACUGGUAACCCCAGACACUUGCAUGUUCUGGCUGGCCCUUUAGUGGCCAUCAUCUUCCUCACCAUCCUUCUUUUUUUCCUCACUCAUCACUGGUGCCAUGCCACAAAGAAUGCUGCUAUAAUGAACAGAGAGCCUGAGAUGGACAGAAUGGUGAGUAGGGAGGAUCCUCCAGCAGAAGACGCACAGGAGGUGACAUACACGGAGUUGGGUCAUUGCAUUUUCACACAGCAAAAAACCACCCCCACUUCCCAGGGGCCCAAGGAACACUCGAGUGAUGCCAGUGUAUACAUGGAAUUUGUAAGGCCAAUCAAGGCUGGAAUCCUAUGCCUGAGCACACCCAGAAAGACCCUGAGGAGGCUUUAGACCCAUGG
Prionailurus viverrinus (fishing cat) is the source of this 1484-nucleotide messenger RNA. RefSeq names its product killer cell immunoglobulin-like receptor 3DL3. The record is from RefSeq and is a predicted model, not a curated record. Lineage: Eukaryota; Metazoa; Chordata; Mammalia; Carnivora; Felidae.